Molecule: messenger RNA, 1467 nt
Organism: Hordeum vulgare subsp. vulgare (domesticated barley)
Lineage: Eukaryota; Viridiplantae; Streptophyta; Magnoliopsida; Poales; Poaceae
Product: Holliday junction resolvase MOC1, chloroplastic-like
Exons: 6
Coding region: 39-935 (298 amino acids)
Molecular function (GO): crossover junction DNA endonuclease activity
Source: RefSeq, a predicted model, not a curated record
ACCCUCCCCUCCCAUUCCGCCUCCCGUUGUUUCUAACUAUGGCAGCUGCAGCUGCUGCCGCUGCUGCAUCGGGUGCCACCGCGCCAGCCACGCAUCACGCCGACCACCCCAUGAACGCCCUCCACUCCACCGCCCUUCGCCGCUCCGCCCUCCACUGGGACGCCGCCGCCGCCUUCUUCUCCCCGCCCUUCCGCUCUCGCCGCUGCCACCUACGCGUCUUGCUCCCUCCUGCUGCGGCGCUGCCCGCCAAGUCCCGCUCCAGGGCCAAGGCCAAGCUCCUGGCGGACGCGGGGGCUGUGGACCCUUGGCUCGCCUCCCUCUCCCUGCUCCCCGCCGACAGCGGCGACGCCGCCGCCGCCCCCGCCCCCACCGGCUGGGCGAUUGGGAUCGAUCCAGACACUCGCGGCGCCAUCGCCGUUCUCACACCCGACGGCUCCUCUCAGGUGUUCGAUAACCCGUUCGUGAACAUAAUGGUGUCGGAGCUCACCCGGAAGCGCUUAGACACCAGGUCCAUCAUACAGCUUCUCCGAGGCCUUGAUGCGCCUCCAGGAACUACGGCGUACAUUGAGAAAUCAAGUCCAUUUCCAACCGAUGGAAAGCUGGGAUGGUGGAGUACAGGUUUUUCGUAUGGCUUGUGGAUUGCUGCUCUAGUGGCAUCUGAAUUUUCUGUUGUGCCGGUUGCAUCACAGACAUGGAAAGCGUACUUUGGGCUAACUCGAAGUGCAUCACCUAAGGAUGAUAGCAGACGAGCUGCUACAAUCUUGUUCCCGGAUAAGGCUCUGUCCCUCAAGUUGAAGAAACAUCACGGGCGAGCAGAGGCUCUUCUGUUAGCGGCCUAUGGAAAAGGACUCGUGCUACCAUCAGAGAAGUUCAUCAAAACACAAAGAGUGCUCAAGCAAGAAAUCAACUUGACAUUGACAGGGAUGCCUGAUUGAAUCAUCAAUAAUUAUUAGUUGGUAUUGACAAGUGCUGCAAAAUAAUUUGGUUAUUCACAGGAGCCAUAUCAUGUACUCCCUCCGUUCCCAAAUACUCCCUCCGUCCGGAAUUACUUGUCAUAUCAAUGGAUAAAAUGAUUGUAUCUAAAACUAAAAUACAUCUAAAUACAUCCAUUCAUAUGACAAGUAUUUUCGGAUGAAAAGAGCAUAAGUCUUUUUAGAGAUUUCAAUAUAGACUACAUGCAGAUGUAUAUGGACAUAUUUUAGAAUGUAGAUUCACUCAUUUUGGUCUGUAUGUAGUCUUUUAUUGGAAUCUAUAAAAAAAACUUAUAUUUAAGAAGGAGGGAGUACCUAGUAACUCGACAGAGAUCUUAAGUUCUUAACUAUCUUCACGGAGUGCAUUAUUGAUCUACCGUAGAGUUUAACAAGCUAGUGUACAUUGACCGUGAAUAUUGUUAACUUUUGGCGACUGAGAAGUGAGACAAUUGUAUUGAUUUAAUUUAUAUGAUCAGUUAUGCUCAUUUUAAAGGUA